Messenger RNA from Xylona heveae TC161, 1050 nucleotides. RefSeq lists its product as hypothetical. Bases 119 to 856 code for a protein of 245 amino acids. The record is from RefSeq and is a predicted model, not a curated record. NCBI's taxonomy places the organism in Eukaryota, Fungi, Ascomycota, Xylonomycetes, Xylonales, Xylonaceae. The transcript has 5 exons. Gene Ontology annotation, molecular function: transmembrane monodehydroascorbate reductase activity.
CCUUGAUAAGACGAGCUGAGGAACCCCGCUUCUGAGGAAGUCGAUGGCUGCUGGUAAAAGGGAUUCAACUCAACACGUUGAUUCUUUUGUUUCUACACCACGGUACAGGAAGAUCAAUAUGGCUACAGCUCCAGAAGCUUCGCGUGACGACCCCGUCUCCGUUGUUAGGGCGGACGGAGAGGACGAGCCGCUGCUAGGCAGAGCUGGUGACGCUUCACAGAAAGAGGGAAAGGGACUUCAGUAUAACUUAAUUCUUGGAACUGCUGUCCUGGCGCAAGCGGGAAUUUGGAUUCUUGUCGCAAUCGUUUGGGCAAAUAUAUUCCUUUCUAAGCUCAUCUUGUUUUCCGCUCAUCCAUUGCUCAAUUCAGCCGGCAUUUUACUAGUCACUCAAGGGGUGCUAAUUCUGCAGCCUACGCAUUCGCAGCCGCAAAAACGGCAGGGUACCACCGUUCAUGCCAUCUUCAAUCAAUUAGGCCUCGAUGCUCUUGUGGCAGGCUUGAUUGUUAUAGAGGUGAACAAAUUUGCUCACAACGGGAUUCAUUUUGAAUCUCCCCAUGCGAUCCUCGGUCUUAUCACCUAUAUUUUCUUUUUUAUUCAGUCAUUUGUUGGUGUUACACAGUAUUAUACACCAGCUCUUUAUGGCGGAGAAGUCAAGGCUAAGAAGAUUUGGAAAUAUCACCGGGCAUCGGGCUAUAUCGUGCUCAUCCUAAGCCUUGCUACGAUUGCCGCCGCUACUCAAACGGAUUACAACAAAAACGUUCUCCAUAUUCAGCUUUGGGCAGUUUUAGUGGCCGCAGUACUUGUGCUGGCAGGAAUUAUUCCGCGGAUAAAGAAGCAGAAAUUUGGUCUGUCUUAAAGGUUCCAGAAAAGGAAAUUGGCAGCUCGAUCGCUAAGAUGUCUUAUAAUUGCGAUCAUCACUUAUGCGACGCUUAGUCGACUUGACUAUCGCGGGAGUACUUGGUAAAGCAGGAACAUAGGGGAUGUUUCUUCCGCCAUCACAACUCGACAUUGCAGUAGUGAAAUGAAGAAAUCUUUUAUCGGUCACAUUUC